GAAAUUCUGGUCCAGAAUCUGGUAUCAAAUUCCGAUCCCGUAUUGUGUGUGGAAAUGGAGACAUCAUUUGUGGGACCAGUGGUGACGUGAGAGUCACGUGACAUGUCUUCACACAUCAAUUCAAACGAAGAAAUCCUUGAAAUGAAUGCGAAAUCAAAACAAACCUCAAAACACACCACAAGUUUGAUUACCACAAGAGUUAUGCUGUGAUUGUGACCAUCGGAACCAAUUAUACCAUUCCUUAUAUCAUCCACAAUGUGCUCAUAGCUGGCCGUCGUAUCCGUAGCUCAAGAAGUUGUAGGUCUCAAGCGUUGUACCAAUUGGUGGACGAGUGGAUCAAGUGGUGACCCAUUGAGUCCAUAGUCACAUCCAUAGUGAUCAUCAGCGGUGGUGUUUGGGAAGCGUUGGCCAGUGAUGUCCAUCUCAAACAACUCGUUGUACUCAUGCUAUCUGCGGUCUGAAGUGAAUCAGUUUACCUACGAGUACACCAUCGACGGCAUCCGAGAACGCAAUCACCAUCUCAUCAAAAGCGGUGUCUUUCACGCGGACGAGAGCUCCUGGAGUCUCAUAAUCGCACCCAUAGUGAAGAACAUCACCGACGGGAACGAGUAUUUGGGGGUCUUCUUGAACAGGGAGUCGGGAGACAAAGCCGUUUGGACUAAAUACACGUUUUCGCUGUUGAAUUGGUCCACGAAUGACAAGUUCAACGCUAAGACCAACUCGUGUUUCUUCAACCAAAACACUGGUCUUCACGGCCAGAGAGCCACCAAUGGGUUGGUCACCAGUGGCUCCAUGAAUGGCAACGGCAGUGGUGGUGGACAUCAGCGCCAGAGAUCCGCUGGGCAUCAGUGGUCGCCAUUGAGUGAUAACAUUGUCUUAAAUCCCGGUAAUUACGAAGUCCUUCGCUUCGAGUUCUCUUCGCCGCCCAAUCCGUUGCUGUCGUCCGCAAGAGAUGUCAACAGAAGUCCAGUGCAACUGAGCAGCAAAUCCUCUGGCAUUAAGUCAUACAUAACCAGAGACUCGCUCUUCGACGCCAACAAUCAUUUGGUGGAUAACAACAAGAUUACCAUCGCUUGCGAGAUUUGUUUGUAUACAAUCGUGGAUCCGUUGGAAUCGCUGGAGAGAUUCGACUUAAACCUGUCUCAAGACUACUCGGCGCUCCUGAAAGACGGCAAGUAUGCAGACGUGAAGAUCAUAGCCGACAGCCAGGAGCUGAAGGCGCACAAAGCCAUACUGUCCGCCCGUUCCCCGGUGUUCAACGCCAUGUUUAGCUCCGAGAUGUUGGAGACGCGCGAGAAUGUGAUCCGCAUCGACGACCUCAGCCACGAAGUGGUGUCCGAGUUGUUGACAUUCAUGUAUUCGGGGAAAGUGGCGAACCUGUCGAAGGUGUCCAAGGAGUUGCUGUCGGCCGCAGACAAGUACGAGUUGCCACAACUCAGCGAACUCUGCGAAAAGCAUCUCAUGUCCAGCGUCAGCGUGGAGUCGGCCCCCGAGAUACUAGUCCUGUCGCACCUCCACAAAGCCGCUAAGUUGAAGGCAGUGGUCAUUGAGUUCAUAAUCGCCAACCGUAAGGAUGUCAUGAAAAGCGAUAACUGGGAUCUCAUUCGCAACGAACCCUAUCUGCUGGAGGAGCUCUUCACCGCCCUUUCCAAUCAAUUCGACAAAUUCGGUGUUUAUGUCAAUUGAUGUGCAUUUUAUGAGUUAUAAAUAUCUCUAAUUUUAUGUAUUAAUUAAAUCUCAUAUAUUUUAUUCUCAUGUUUUUCUCACAUAUUUUAAUGCUAUUUAUGAAUACGACUAUUCUCUAUAAGUGUCUAAACAUUAUUAGUACCGGUAG
Oppiella nova is the source of this 1834-nucleotide messenger RNA. Lineage: Eukaryota; Metazoa; Arthropoda; Arachnida; Sarcoptiformes; Oppiidae. The record is from the annotation of a GenBank genome assembly.